GUACCAGUUUCAAACCAACUAGAGCUGGCGUCGUAGACGCAUGGAACGUAUUACUUUACUCAUAUAUUUGUUUAUAUAUGCAGUAAUUUGAGUAUUUUUGGGUAUUGUCGACUCAAAUUUCAGCAAAGUAUCUAAAAGCAGUGUCUAUGCGUCUAGAUAUUCCACAUUUGAGUGUCUCAGGAGCAGAAAAGGAACGUUCAAAUAUGAUGAGUGCAGCAACAGCUCCGGCAGCUGCUGCCACUGCGCCCAACAGCCCACCAGGGCUGGCAUCUGAGGCAGCUCGGCUUCUAGAUUUCAGUCAGAAACUUGACAUUGAAUUGCUUGAUAAUAUCAUCAGCUGCAUGUAUAAUGGUACUGGAGAUAAGCAAAGAGUGGCACAGGAGGUACUGACCACCUUAAAGGAGCAUCCUGAUGCUUGGACGCGGGUUGAUGCCAUCUUGGAGUAUUCAAGCAACCCCCAGACCAAAUAUUAUGCACUUCAAAUAUUGCAGCAAGUUAUUAACACCCGCUGGAAAGUUUUACCUCGAGACCAGUGUGAUGGCAUCAAGAAAUACAUUGUUAAUGUCAUCAUAAAAUUGUCCAGUAAUGCAGAAUCCCUUGAAAAGGAGAAAGUGUACCUUGGUAAAUUGAACAUUAUUUUGGUACACAUUUUGAAAAGAGAGUGGCCCAAGAAUUGGACAUCUUUCAUCCCAGAUAUUGUGGGGGCCAGCAAGUCUAAUGAGUCUAUGUGUCAAAAUAACAUGGUGAUUUUAAAGCUCCUCUCUGAGGAAGUUUUUGACUUCAGCUCUGGUCAGAUGACACAAACUAAAGCCAAGCACCUCAAGGACACCAUGUGCUCUGAGUUCCAACAAGUUUUCAUGCUCUGUCUCUACGUCAUGGAAAACUCUCAAAAUCCCCAGCUCGUGAGUGCAACGCUAGAGACUCUACUUAGAUUUCUAAACUGGAUCCCACUUGGUUACAUUUUUGAGACCAAGCUCAUCAGCACACUUAUUUUCAAGUUUUUAUCUCUCCCGCUGUUCCGAAAUGUUACUCUUAAGUGCUUGACGGAAAUAGCAGGUGUAGCUGUCCCUCAUUAUGAUGAGUCCUACAUCAUGAUGUUCUCCCAAACCAUCACACAGCUCCAAGAGAUGCUUCCUAUAGAAACCAACAUCAAGGAUGCUUAUGCUAUUGGCAAUGACGCUGAGCAGCAAUUUAUACAGAACCUAGCACUAUUUUUAUGCACUUUUCUGAAAGAGCGUGGACCUCUUGUUGAACAACGGCAGCUAUACGAGUCCCUGCUCAAGGCCUUGCAGUACCUGAUCCUAAUCUCAGAAGUUGAAGAUACUGAGGUAUUCAAGAUAUGUCUGGAGUACUGGAACGCUUUAGCAUCAGACCUGUACAGGGAAAGUCCAUUACCCCAUGCCCCCAAUGCUGGGCCUGGCCCCAUUUACCUUCCUCGACCAAACAGCCGGCGGCAGUUUUACCAGCCUAUUCUCACGCAGGUACGCGCGCUGAUGAUCAGUCGCAUGGCAAAGCCAGAAGAAGUGCUGGUGGUGGAGAACGAGCAGGGAGAGGUAGUGAGGGAGUUCAUGAGAGACACCGACGUCAUCUUCAUGUAUAAGAACAUGAGGGAAACUCUCGUGUACCUCACUCAUGUGGACUAUGCUGACACAGAGAGAAUCAUGACCAUGAAGCUGGCAAACCAGGUGAACGGCACGGAGUGGUCGUGGCGUAACCUCAACACACUCUGCUGGGCCGUGGGGAGCAUCAGUGGCGCCAUGCCAGAAGACGAUGAGAAGAAGUUCCUUGUGAUCGUCAUUAAAGAUCUGCUCGGCCUUUGUGAACAGAAGAGGGGCAAAGACAACAAAGCCAUUAUUGCUUCCAACAUCAUGUACAUCGUCGGACAGUAUCCAAGAUUUCUGCGUAUCCACUGGCGCUUCCUGAAGACGGUCAUCAAUAAACUGUUCGAGUUCAUGCACGAGACUCACGACGGCGUGCAGGACAUGGCCUGCGACACCUUCAUCAAGAUCGCGCAGAAAUGCAGACGGCAGUUUGUUCAGCUGCAGGUUGGUGAGGCUAUGCCAUUCAUUGAGGAGAUUCUGACUUCGAUCAACACGAUAAUCAGUGACCUACAGCCGCAGCAAGUGCACACCUUCUAUGAAGCUGUAGGUUACAUGAUCAGCGCCCAGACGGACAAGAGUGUACAGGAUAUACUCAUUGAAAAGUAUAUGCUGCUCCCCAAUCUGGCUUGGGAUGACAUCAUCAGCCAAGCGUCUCGCAAUGUUGACACCCUCAAGGACCCUGAUGUGGUCAAGCAGCUUGCUAACAUCCUCAAGACGAACGUGCGCGCGUGCACUGCGCUGGGGCAUCCCUACGUUUACCAGCUCGGCAGGAUAUACCUCGACAUGCUCAACGUCUAUAAGGUGAUGAGCGAGAACAUCAGCGCCGCGAUCCUGCACAACGGAGAGAACGUGACCAAGCAGCCGCUGAUCAAGAGCAUGCGCGUCGUCAAGAAGGAGACGCUGAAGCUUAUAUCAGGCUGGGUGAGCCGCUCUGAGGACCCUACCCUCAUCAUGGAGAGCUUCCUGCCGCCAUUGCUCGAGGCUGUGCUGCUUGAUUACCAGCGGACGAGCGUGCCGGCAGCUCGGGAGCCGGAGGUGCUGUCAACAAUGGCGACAUUUGUCAACAAACUCGAGAUGCACAUCGCGCCUCAAGUGCCUCAGAUUUUUGAUGCUUUGUUCGAGUGCACACUUUCCAUGAUCAACAAAGAUUUCGAGGAGUUUCCUGACCACAGAACCAAUUUCUUUCUACUGUUACAAUCUGUGAACAACUAUUGCUUCGCAUCGUUGCUGGCCAUCACGCCCGCGCAGUUCAAGCUCGUGCUCGACUCCAUCAUUUGGGCCUUCAAGCACACAAUGCGCAACGUCGCCGACACCGGCCUCCAGAUCCUGUUCCAGCUCCUGCAGAACAUGGCCAGGAGCGAGACUGCCUCCAACGAGUUCUACAAGACUUAUUACACCGAUAUCUUGCAGCACAUCUUCUCUGUAGUGACCGACUCCUCGCACACUGCAGGCCUAACUAUGCAUGCUUCCAUUCUUGCUUACAUGUUCAACUUGGUCGAGCAGAAUCAGGUGAAGGUGAGUCUCGAUCCCAACGCACCUGAGGCCCCCCACACUGAGAACUUGAAUUACGUCAAGGCCUUUGUGGCGAACCUCCUGAAGGCGGCCUAUCCUCAUCUCUCCGACAACCAGAUCAAGAUCACGGUCCAGGGGCUCAACAACCUCAACCAAGAUAUUCCCUCCUUCAAGGAGCAUCUCAGAGACUUCCUUGUACAAAUCAGGGAGGUGAUGGGUGAUGAUGACGCGGACUUGUAUUUGGAUGAACGAGAAGCUGCUCUCAAGACAGCCCAGGAGGAGAAGCGUCGCAUUCAGCUCAGUGUUCCUGGCAUCCUGAACCCUCACGAGCUGCCCGAAGAAAUGCAAGACUAAAAUGAAGUAUUGGAUUUUUAGCUCUGAGCUCUCGGUUGUAGUGUGGUGAUUCACAAUCGAAUUAUUUUCAGUGGGUUAUUUCCAAAUUGGUUUUGAGCUCUACAUGGUAUCUCUUUUGUUUGUGAACUGCUGCUUGAGUGUUUUCGACACUAUCUGACCUCAUAUUUGUAUGAUAUUGGUGCAGUUCAAUAUUCUUUACCACUGUAUGCAUUACAUGAGCCUGCGCAAUAUGAGAUUUUGCUUCAUAACCAGGAUUUUGAUAUAUACUCCAAUAUCUUGUUUUCCACCAAUCAUGUCAUCUGUAAUCAUUUAUAAUUGCCACGCUUUUGUGAAGUUUCUUUCUUCAUUAUUGUUGUUGACUGAUUUUCAUAUCCCUGACUUGGCAUAAAAUUAAUCCAGGACACCAUUUAGACAACACGAGUCAGCAUGAUGAUUCUUAUUUCAAAGGAUUAGUUUGUUUACCUCGUGUCUUGAUAGUUACUAUGGUGCUGCUCCAGCGUAGCCUGGGACUGCUACAUCCAAAACUUGCACUGAGAAAAAUGAAGUUUUCUUUUUUUUCUGCGCGCAGUUGAUUCAACCUUUCUAUCAAGCGAUUUUUAAAGCUUUCUAAACUACAUCCGCUUUUUUAUCAUUACCAAGGAUCAGAAAUUUGAGAAGGGAAGAAGUCUAGCAAACCUCGGGAGAUGUCGUGUCGGUAGCUUUUUCUUAAUUAUUAGUCUAUUGCGAUUAAAGUUCAUGGCAUUUCACAUGCUUCCUGGACUGUUGUUAAGCUUGCACGCUCCUCAUCUUCACUGUGUUUAUGUUGUGAUUUUUGCUUGUAUCAUGUCGGCUUAUUCUUCAUAUGUUCCUUGUCUGUCGUUUGUUAAGCGAGGUAUUGAGAAUGAAAUGAGAAGUAUUAUACAGAGUGACUGACUUGACUUGUGAUGGUUUAGUACAGGUCGCAGAAAAUGUCACAUUUUAUUGCGUGGUUUGUAGUAGCAGUUCUUAGAUGGAAUUUUUGCAAAUAUCGCUCGCAUGAUUUGGGUUAUCAUUAUUCAAGCUUAAUUCGAUACCCAAAGAUAAACAGCGUCGAAGAUUAAGCACAUUUUAUUGGUUAGUUUGUGAGUUUGUAUUGAAAUCCUAGACAGAGUAAAAUCGUUUUACAAUGGUUCGAGAUUUGAUAGUGAUAAGGAAUAGGGCUAUGCGCAGGCAGGAUAAGCUUGUCUGUGUAGGUGGGCUAGAUAGUUGUGUUAGUGGACUGGUAGCAGAUUGCAUUCGUAAUGUUGUAGAUAAGUAAGUGAUUUUAAUUCAAGAACCUUGUAUUGAGAAGGAUUGUUUUUCAGGAAUUUUUGAUGUAGCUUACCUCUCAGGCAAAUUGACUGUGCUUUCGUCUCUGCUUUCUCCAUUUUACAUUGAGCUUAUUUCUGCUGUACCAAUCUAGAGAUAUUUUACAUCACAGUAAAGUGUGCGGCUACACACUCUUGUUACUCUGCUCAAAGGAAAAGAUAGAUUACAAAAAUUAAUAGUUGAAUACUUAUUGUCUGGUUUGUGGAAUAACCUCUUUAUAAAACCCAGUUAUCAGGAAACCGCGUUUUGUUUUUCAUGUGUUUAAUUGAAGGUCCCAGGAAUUUCUAAUAGCAUUUCUAAAAAUAUUAAUUUGUAAUCUAUGUUCAUGCUUGUAUUCAAACGAACUGAGGAAUUAAUUACAGGAAUCUAAUUUUCUCAAUAAUCUUUGAAGGUAAAAAACUCUAUCCCUUUGAUCAUCGUGUGAUGGUGCAAGGGGUAACCCCCUUCGCGUUUGGCUGUUUCGCGAUCUCUUUUUCUCUUCAAGUUUUGAAGAAGUGCUUACCUCCGCCCGUAUUAAUCGUGGCAUCUUGUUUGAUUCAAAUGAAACACUAUUGGAUGGACUCUCAUGAUUCCUUCUUAUUUAUUUCGCGUUGAUGUUAGGGCAUUUGGAUUGCGAAAUCUGCCUGAUCGAGUCCAACACGAAUUGUGAGUAGUUGUAUUGUUCACGUUUUAGUGAACAUAAUGACCUUAUUAUUUAAGGAUUAGUCAUAUUGUGGACUUUUGAACUGUUAUUCUAAGUCGAAUGGAAGUUUGGAUGGUCCUAGUGUUACUCUCCUUUUGUGUGGAAUGUAGUGCCGCUUUUGUAUGACCAGCCUCUGAUAUUUUAUUCAUUGGUGUUGUGAUGCAGGCUUCAUUUAUUUUCUCUUUACGGUAGGAAGAAGUUAACCAGAAUUUCGGUCGAUUGCCUUAGCUUACGAAAGUCCCGCUUAUAAUUCUUCUUCUGAUUGUUAGUUACCAAUUCGGAAUGAAAACACAUUUUUGUUUUGAAAUAUUGUCUGCCUGAGAAAAUAAAAAGGCAGUCCCGGGCAGAGUGCCCUUGCAUUUACUGCUGCUCUACACGCGGCCUUUGUUGUUGUGCGAGAGCUUUGAUGCCAAAUAGUGAGUUUGUGAGUUUGCUCCUCCCUAAACGUUGUGAAAAUGAUGUUCCUAAUUGUGUUGUCGUUUAUUCUGUUUGGGAAGUCCAGAAGUCUUUUUAAUGUGACUGAGAAGAAAAAGAUUGCUGCUCUUCAAUUGAGUCACGUGUUGUGUUCGAGUGAAACAGCGUCUGUGCUCCUACAGCUUUGAUGAAUAGUCGUUCCUUGCACUCAUUUGUUUGCGUUCGUUUUAUGGUAGUCAUUUAUUAUUACCUUGGUGGUUAGUUCGCAUGUUAGCAAUUGUGGACUAGCCUGUUCUUCUCUACCUGAAACGAGCUGUGAGGGUGAUAUUCAGUUCUGUGUAUAUAUAUAACCUUUAUGCUUAUAAUUAAUUUGUUUGAUGCACCAUCUUUAAGAGCAUGGCUGAUAUGCAUUAAGGGAUUAAGGCGACCCUUGUGUCGUGUGGUCACUCGCACUGUGUCAGUGCUGGGCUUGAACGCUUGUUUUUGACCCUAAAGAACGAAUAGCGUUUCUUCAUAUUGAUAACGGUAUUUCUACCGGGAAUGUUGAUGAGUAAUAUUGCAGUAAAAGGUUUAGUAGUUAAUAAUCACUUCCCUAUGUACACUUUAAUUGCUGACAAUAUCGCGUUUCUUUUGACCGUAGGCCCUGCUAUUUACUAACAUAUUUGCAAGCAUUUUACAUAAAUGCGACGUCGUGAGAGUAGUUCAGAGUCUCCUACUUCAGUUACUUGGUUGACUCAACCAAAUCGGUGUCUUUUCAAGCAAAAUAAAAACCAUUUUCUUACGAAA
Messenger RNA from Hyalella azteca, 6675 nucleotides. It is a transcript of the gene emb, whose product is annotated as exportin-1. The transcript is spliced from 11 exons. The record is from RefSeq and is a predicted model, not a curated record. Gene Ontology annotation, molecular function: small GTPase binding; nuclear export signal receptor activity. Gene Ontology annotation, cellular component: nucleus; cytoplasm. Gene Ontology annotation, biological process: ribosomal large subunit export from nucleus; protein export from nucleus; ribosomal small subunit export from nucleus. NCBI's taxonomy places the organism in Eukaryota, Metazoa, Arthropoda, Malacostraca, Amphipoda, Hyalellidae. Bases 147 to 3467 code for a protein of 1106 amino acids.